GUCACGUGACCGCUUACUGUAAAGUCCAACAUGGCAGCUAGAGUGGACGUUUCACGGUGACCAAAACGCGCAACAUUUCAACAUCUACAACUCCAAUUACGCACUUUUACGCAUAGGGCAUCAAGCAUGCGGGAGAGGCAGAGGAAAAAGAAGGGCCGCACGUGGGCAGAGGCGGCCAAAACGGUUUUGGAGAAAUAUCCGAACACGCCUAUGAGCCAUAAAGAAAUCCUGCAGGUGAUACAACGAGAGCGACUGAAAGAAAUUAGUGGGACGUCUCCGCUGGCAUGUCUGAACGCAAUGCUGCACACGAACUCUAGGGGAGAAGAGGGCAUUUUCUAUAAAGUUCCGGGUCGGAUGGGAGUUUACACUUUAAAGAAGGACAGUGGGGACCCAGUGAAGGACCUGUCUGAAGAGUGUUCUGAGGAGAGCAGCAGCGACACUCUGAGUGACUCCAGGAGCACAGAGAACUCAAUCAGCCCUGAGCAGAGGAGGACCAGGUGGAUGAGGAGAGUUCCCUCCAAGCUCCAGUCUCAGCCUUCAUCUCCUCAGCCGCGUUGUUCCUCUCCUUCGGUGCCCACUGCCAAAAUCCUGUCUCCAUCGCAGAAACACAGCAAGAAGGCGCUCAAACAGGCCUUGAAGCAGCAGAGGAACCAGCGCCGGCAAGGAGCGAUGGGAUCCACGUCAACUCCGAGGCUUUUACUCAAAACCAUCAAGGACAUCACAAUGGCCGACAACAUUGCAACGAAAGCUGACCUGCGACACUCGGUUGGAGCGAGGAAGGUGUCUCAGAGACGUUUAAGUGCAGGUCAGAUAAAACGUACCAAGUGUAACAUCGACGUGGAGACUCCAGACUCGAUCCUGGUGAACACAAACCUGCGAGCGCUCAUAAACAAACACACCUUCAGCGUCCUGCCUCCAGAGUGUCAACAGAGACUGCUCCGACUACUGCCCGAGGUCGACCAACAGGCUUGUAUGGACGGACUUCUGAAGGUCACAAGUUCUGCCCUAAACAAUGAGUUCUUCACUUCGGCGGCGCAAUCGUGGAAAGAGCGUCUCGCUGAGGGGGAGUUCACACCAGAGCUGCAGCUUCGAAUGCGCCAAGAGAUUGAAAAAGAAAAGAAAAUGGAGAGCUGGAAAGAGGCCUUCUUCGAGAACUACUAUGGAGAAAAUUCUGGACUCACCUUUGAGGAAUCCAAGGAGCUGACGAAGGCUGAUCAAAAUCUGAAAACAUCCAAAACUCAAUCUCUCAUUCCUCCUCCUCUUCCUCUCCCUCCUCCUCCUCCAGCUCCACCUACCAUCACUAAAACUCAUCAAACUAAAUCAGGAGAUGCCAAGGACAAUGAUGAUAAAAAGAAACCCGACUCAACUUCCUCUACCUCUGCAAAAGACAUCAAACCUCCAACAAAACCUUCACACGAACCACCCAAACCGCCUCCCCCUGUUUUAGAACCAAUGCGAACCAGGCGGGCGCAACAAGCUGAAGACCGCAAAGCUAGCAUCGCCGCACAAUCCGCGUCGCUUAACAAAACGGUAACGGAAGACUCCAAGAUGGCCAAAGUAGAAAAAGUGACUCAAAAUGAAGAGAAGAAAGCAGAGCCACCUCCACAACAAAUUUCUCCAGUCAAAGAACCUCCAAAACUUGACCAAGACCUUAAAAACGACACAAAAGUUAUACCAUCGGUCAAAGAAUCCACAUUGUUAAACCAAGAAGCUAAAAAAGACGAGAACGUUCUAGCAUUGAUCAAAGAACCUACAGAAAUAAGCGAAGAGGUUAAGACAGAUCAGAAAUCAGUUUUGGAGAACGUAGAAAUCACAAAAAUAAACCAGGACACCCAAAAAGAAGACCUAGCAUCUGUAGAGAAAGCGAUAGAGCAGAGGGAGGAGUUAAUGGGGAGUGGUGAUGUUUGCAAACGUAAAUCUUUGAGUGAAACUGAGAGUGAUGUGAGUCCAGAGAAGAGGCAGAGAUUGUCGUCUUUUUCCUCUGUGUCUUCUGUCUCUUCUGUGUCUCCGCCUCCAACCUCCUCCAUCUCCAGCCCGGCCACGCCCUCCCCAUCCAGUCAAAAAGUACCACCGCUCAAGAUUCACAUGUCCCGGAUCCUUCCUGUCCCACUGUCUCCGGGGCAACCGUCUCCUCGUGCCCCUCCCCCCCUCAGCAGCCCGGGUCGAACCGGAGCCCGAACUUUGGCCGAUAUCAAGGCCAAAGCACAGCUCGCCCGUGCCCAAAGAGCCGCCGCCGCUGCCGCAGCCAAAACAGGAACUCAGCCUGUCAAUUCCGGUGUCACUUUGGACCAACCAUCUCCGAGUCCCAGUCCAAGCCCUACUUCCCCACAAGCUCCUAUGAAGAUACCAUCCACGAAUGUCACACCUCCUCCUCGCCCAGUUGAAACAAAAACCUCCCCUAGCCCUACACAAAUUUCUAUAAACGUCGAGCAAAAAACGAAUCCGGUUAGCAUCCCAUGUAGCAAUUUGUCAGCGACAAAUACGCCCCCAGUAUCGAAAGAGCAAAAUCAAGUUUCUCCAAUUGGAGGAAGUAGGAACAUGUCAUGCAUCCCAGCUAACAAUCCGCUCGUCACCAAACUUCUCCAAGGGAAAGAAGUCCCGAUGGAGCAGAUUCUUCCAAAAGCGUUGUCCAAAGUUGAAGUCAAAAUGGCGGUUAAAGCUACAGGGACGAAGGGGAAGGGAACUCAGUUGGUUAUUGGGAAUAAUGGUGAAAAUAAGUCAAUAGGAAAACAGGAGUUCAAACAUCAUAAGGAGCUUCCAGAUAAGGAGACACAGGAGCAGAUCUUGCAAGCGUUGAUGCAGCGGACCCAAACUCAAACCCAACAAAAUCAACAGUUUGGAGGGAUAGGAUCACAACAUUUAAAAGCAACGCAAUUGGAGCACACACCGAAGAAGUUAACAAGAACUGGAGUUGGGUUUUUGGGUUGCAAACGUAAGCAAAAACCAGCCAUGACAGGACAUUAUCUACUAAAUGUUUCGACAUACGGUAGAGGGUCAGAAAGACAGCGACUGCAAUCAGUUUCAAAUAAGUUAAAAAGAGAAACGGGAGAAGCAGAGGCUGUAGGUAGAACUGUUUUAGGGGUUAAAACCGAACACAAAUCAGAUGAACUUGAGCAUUGUGUAAAGAUUAAAAAUGAACCAGGAUUGGAGGAUAGUGACAAAAAUAAUAAUGGUAGUAGUGGGAUCGCCAAAGAUUCAACCAGCCCUCAACAAAAGCACCUCAGUUUUAGCAACAACGCAGGAAGCGCAGAGCCAUAUUUGAGUCACCAGCAAAGCUUUCACAAUCAGCACGGAGCGUAUAGCGGCUCGAUCAGCAUGACUUUGAACAAUAAUAAUUCCGCUCUGGAUUCAAAUUCUUCCAACUAUUCGGAGGCUGACAGUGGACAGCACGGUAGCGUCAUGUCGUUUUCGGUGACCGUUACAACCAUCCCAGCCGGUAGGUCCAUGGACAGCAGCCAGGGGGAGCCCUCACCUGAACAGUCCUACAUAGACGGGCCCAAUAUGGAGGAGGUGCAGUCGAAAUGCUACUGCAGACUCAAAGCUAUGAUCAUGUGCAAAGGGUGUGGAGCGUUUUGCCAUGACGACUGUAUAGGGCCAUCCAAACUGUGUGUGUCGUGUUUAGUGGUACGAUGAUUCACAAAUGUAGAAAUAAUAACUAAAUAUGUGAUUGCACUUUACAAUAUGGCUACUAUGUUUGUUUAUGUAGGUUCAUAGUGGUCCAUGGUGCAUACUAGUCUAUGUGUCUUAUACUUGUGAAAGAUACAGCUCAACAUCAUUCUAAAGAUAAUUAGCAAAGGUUAAUUU
Molecule: messenger RNA, 3804 nt
Organism: Periophthalmus magnuspinnatus
Lineage: Eukaryota; Metazoa; Chordata; Actinopteri; Gobiiformes; Gobiidae
Gene: asxl2
Product: ASXL transcriptional regulator 2
Exons: 12
Coding region: 127-3633 (1168 amino acids)
Biological process (GO): positive regulation of transcription by RNA polymerase II; animal organ morphogenesis
Cellular component (GO): PR-DUB complex
Molecular function (GO): DNA binding; peroxisome proliferator activated receptor binding; chromatin binding
Source: RefSeq, a predicted model, not a curated record